UUUGAUUUUAAAAAAAUAAAAAAAAAAUUGGAUUCUUGUAAUCGAAGCCCGAUGCAGUUCAUUGUUUUGAAUAGGCCCAUUAUUCACUCCCACUUUGCCCUCGUCGUAUCACAACACAACUUGGAUUCCAGUCGCAGCACUCAACUCGCCGGAAAACGCAACCAGAGUUCAUCGUCGGCCACCACAAACAAACAAGAUUAGAAUCAAACAAGUAUAUGAUGGCUGGUUACAUUGUUCGACGAGUAUUCUCAUGCCGGAAUUUGUUUCGCCUCCCAAACUCUGCUCUACAUGUUUGUGCAAAUUCCCCAAUUAAAUGUUUUGUAUCUGAUGAUACAACUAGAAUCUUCACUCUUCCGGAAACGCCUAAUUUUAUUGUAGAAAGUCGAAGAACCUUUGCCAAAGGCCGAAAGUCAAAGGAUGAAGGAGGUGUUGGUACAGUUGAAGUUCCACCAAAUGUUGGCCCUAAUAUUAAGGCAACUGCUGCCUCACAGAUGGAGGCUGCAGUGGCCGCACUAUCAGCUGAACUAAGCAAACUCAGAACAGGAAGGGCAUCUGCAGGAAUGCUUGAUCACAUUAUUGUAGAAACCGGUGGUGUGAAGAUGGCUUUAAACCGAGUUGCUCUUGUUUCAGUCCUCGAUCCAAAAACCUUAUCUGUCAAUCCUUACGAUCCAGAGACACUUAAACAAUUAGAGAAUGCCAUUGUUUCAUCUCCGUUGGGAUUAAAUCCUAAAACAGAUGGUGAUAGAUUGAUUGCUGUCAUUCCACCAUUGACCAAGGAGCAUAUGCAGGCUAUGAAUAAGGUGGUGACUAAAUCUUGUGAGGAUACUCGGCAAAGCAUUAGAAGAUCUCGACAAAAGGCAAUGGAUGCCAUUAAGAAGUUGAACUCCGUACUUCCCAAGGAUGACAUAAAAAGAUUGGAAAAAGAAGUUGAGGAUUUGACCAAAAAAUUUAUAAAGACUGCGGAAGACACAUGCAAGGCGAAGGAAAAGGAAAUUACUCAAGGUUGAGAUAUGUUAUUGCUAGACUUGCCAAAAUAUAACUGCUCAUCUCAUUUAAUCUGCUAGGGCCUGAAAUUUUAUGUGGUCUACGCUGAGUAUCUUUUAUGUAGUCAUUAUAUAUUUAUAUAUAAAGACUGUUUUGAUAUGCUGGCAAUUUUGAAGAUAAAAUAGAUGAAUCUCUCACUCUCAACAUGUUAGUUUGGAGCUGUCAAAUGAUGCAAGCUGCUGUGUUGUAUUUGAUCAAACAUCUUGUGUUUAUGGAAACUGUUUGUUAGUCCAAAUUUGUGCAUGUUCAGCUCAAUUGUCACAAUGUUGUGUAGAGAUUUUAGUGAGGGAUAUAAACUACAACUAUAAGCCAACAAUCAAGAGUUUUUGGUAGUAAUUUUUUUUGGCUUCAAGUAUAGUAUUUUAUCUGCUUUGUAAGACUUAAUUUUAGAAUUGAUUGUUGCAUUCUUGCUGUCUAGAA
Cicer arietinum (chickpea) is the source of this 1464-nucleotide messenger RNA. RefSeq lists its product as uncharacterized. Lineage: Eukaryota; Viridiplantae; Streptophyta; Magnoliopsida; Fabales; Fabaceae. Gene Ontology annotation, cellular component: mitochondrion. The record is from RefSeq and is a predicted model, not a curated record. Gene Ontology annotation, molecular function: ribosomal large subunit binding. Gene Ontology annotation, biological process: translation.